Micropterus salmoides (largemouth bass) is the source of this 2211-nucleotide messenger RNA. RefSeq names its product nuclear distribution protein nudE homolog 1-like. Bases 194 to 1231 code for a protein of 345 amino acids. Gene Ontology annotation, molecular function: microtubule binding. The record is from RefSeq and is a predicted model, not a curated record. The transcript is spliced from 9 exons. Gene Ontology annotation, cellular component: centrosome; kinetochore; kinesin complex. Gene Ontology annotation, biological process: chromosome segregation; microtubule nucleation; vesicle transport along microtubule. Lineage: Eukaryota; Metazoa; Chordata; Actinopteri; Centrarchiformes; Centrarchidae.
UGUAUUUGGUUGGUGAGUCGAGCACCGGCCUAAGGUAACGGGAGAUUAGUUCGUGCAAUCAGAAUACGUUUGUUGCACAAAUCCGGAACAUUUAGUCUUACUUCGAACUACAUGCCGUUAGAUAUAGCAUAUUUUAAUCGUACCCUUAUAUGCAGGUCUCCCAUCCCCAUCAUCCUGACACAAAGCAGCAAACAUGCUAGAGCCAACAACACGGAAGUUUGCAUCCCUAGAAGAGGAGCUGGGUUUCUGGAAGGAGCAGGCUGGGAGACAUCAACAAAGGGCUGAUGAGGCUCAGGAGGAGCUGCAGGAGUUUCAGCAGAUGAGUCGAGACUAUGAAGCAGAACUGGAAACCGAGUUGAAGCAUUGUGAAGGUCGAAACAAAGAGCUGCUUUUAGACAACAACCGACUCCGCAUGGAACUGGAAAGCAUAAAGGAGAAAUUCGAGGCACAGCAUUCUGAUGCUUUUAGGCACAUCUCAACCCUGGAGGAAGAACUGGCAGAAACCAAAGCAAUGAGAGAUCACCUGCAGAAAUACAUCAGGGAGCUAGAGCAGUCCAAUGAUGAUUUGGAGAGAACCAAAAGGGCUACCAUCAUGUCUCUGGAGGACUUUGAGCAGCGAAUGAACCACGUCAUCGAGAGGAAUGCCUUUCUUGAAAGCGAGCUGGAUGAGAAAGAGAACCUGCUGGAAUCUGUUCAGAGGCUCAAGGAUGAAGCCAGAGACCUUCGCCAGGAGCUGGCUGUACGUCAGAAGGAAAGACGGCCGUCCAGCAGCCUGGGCAAAGACACAGAUCGAUCGGAUCUGCCAUGCCCCAUAGCUGGUAACCCGUCCAUCCCUGUCACACCCUCCAAACCUAUCAGCUCAUUUUCCACGCCCCCCGUUUCCAGUAUCCGACGAGGUGAUGGUCUAACGGGGACUCCCCUCACGACGUCUGCUAGAAUAUCUGCACUCAACAUUGUAGGGGAGCUGCUGAGAAAAGUUGGAAAUCUGGAGUCAAAGUUGGCCUCCUGUCGAGACUUUGUGUACGAUACAUCUGUCAGCAGACCAGCACUUCCGGCUGGCCCUUGUAGUCCUUCUCGUUUAGAGGGAGGCCCCGAGGUCCAAGCUACUAGCAUGAGCCCACCUCCUCAGUACGACAGUUUAGUGAAGCGGUUAGAGUUUGGACCAGCUCCUCCGAGAGGCGUCUCCCAGGGCGCCCAGUCUCCACAGGCAGGGGUCAAGAUUCUGCUAUGAAAGGAAAAAGAAGGCAAACCAUCUUCAAUAACCUGACACCGAACCUCCUGUUCCCUCUCCCUCCUUAAACUGCAGCAGCAAUGGGACUUUGAACUGGGCUGUAUCCCUUUGGCGCCACUUGCCCUGCUGAACUAUUUGAACAAGAACGCCAUUCUCUUUGCCCCACAUAUUCAGCGCAUGGACUUCUGCUGCCUCAGGCUAGUAUCACACCAUAUCUCAUAGGAAUCAGCGCUACAGCUUGUGUAAAGUCAAGGAUUGAAGAACCUUCUUGUCACCCCAUAUCUUCUGCUGUAUCGUUGACGCUGUGGUAGGCAGCAUGUAAAAAAAUCCUUGUCUGCCAUUUUGGCUAAUUUGCUUUCGGCAGUGGAUCAAGCAGAACUGGGGCUGUUGAAACAUUACUGCUCCCAGAAAACGCAUGUCCACCCACCCCCCCCACCCCCAAUGUGUGCCUGCACUUGUCCAUUAUGAAGUAAGGACCCAAAUAAGAGCCAGUUAUAUUAACAGCUACAGGAUGUGACCCUGAUAUAGGGACCAAGUACAAACCAAACCUUUGAAAAACUGAUCAAACAUAAAAGUAACGGGUUAGGUGUUUUUUUUUUUUCCUGUUUUAAUCUAAUAUGAAAAAUGGUUGAUAAUUUGAAUAACCUAAUUGUCUGUUUUUGUUCUUUUAUUAUUUGAACCAUGGGCUUGAAUAAUGUAGUACUGAACAACACCGGCAUGAAUAAAUCUCAGUUGUUGAGGAGCUAGAUAUUGUAAAAGAUGGUUAGAAUAGGAUUUCAAAGCUGAGCCCCACAGUAUUUUGUCUAAAAGAGACUCAAUAUUUUCCACUGCUGCAAAAACUUCCCAGUUGAGAAUGAAUAAGUUGCUGCCAGGAAUUUGUGUUUUAACCAUUGCUGCCUUCCUCACUGGUAAUACUUCUUUUAGUUUGCAGGCCUUGCUUUGCUGUAAUGGUUAAAAUAAAUCAAAUGGUUUAACUAUUC